AUGGGUAUAUGCUAAACAAAACCUAAAGUAAAUGAACCUCAAACUAAAAUGAAAAAAAUGAAUACGGAAUAAAGGUUGAUGCCUAAACCAAGUCGUAUAUUAGAUGUCAAUUACAAAUAAAUACCAAACAAAUUUCGAAGAUAACCUACUUAAAGGAGAGUUCAACAGAGUAAUUAAUUCGACUCAGAUACUUAAGGAUUGUUUGGAUUAACCAAUCUAGGGAAUACAUGCUUUUUAAAUUCAGUAUUAUUUAUCCUUAUAAAGUCCAUCUAAGCCUUAUCAAAUACAUAACCAUUAGCUGAUUACUUCAUGUCCUAACUACAUAUCAAAGAGAUCAAUCCUGAAAAUCCACUAUCUUCAUAAGGAAACAUAGUCAAAUCCUUUGCUUAACUCAUUAGGCUACUUUGGUAGAAAGUUGAUUAAUAUUAAUAUGAUGAUAUGAAAGUUUUGAAACCGACAUAAUUCAUUUCAACAAUUGGGAAUUAUAAUCCUAUAUUUGCAGAAGGUACUUAAGAAGAUGCACAUGAAUUUAUUGCUUUUUUAUUAGAUAUGAUACAUGAAGAUUUAAAUAGAAUCAAGAAAAAACCUUAUGUUGAAUAAACUAAAUUUACAAGGUUUCCAACUCAUGAAGAUGCAGAUUAAGAAUGGAAAAAAUAUUUAUCAAGAAAUUAAUCAAUUAUAGUUGAUUUAUUUUAAGGUCAUAUGCUUGAUACUUUAUCAUGUCUAACUUGUAAAUCUUCAAGAUAUUGUUUUGAACCAUUUAUGUAUUUGAGUGUACCAGUUAUGAAUAGAGAAUGUGAAUUAUUAGAAUGCAUUGAAGAAUUCUUAAAAAAAGAAACAUUAAGAGGUGAAGAAGGAUGGAAUUGUACAAAUUGUAAUGCCAGAAGAGAUAGUAGUAAAAAGAUAGAUUUAUGGACAAUGCCAAAUAUUUUAAUUAUUCAUCUAAAAAGAUUUAAAUUUAAUUCUUAAUUUAGAGCUAAAAUCAGAUCUUUAGUCAAAUAUCCAUUAUAAAAUUUAUCUUUUGAAAAUCUUGUUUGUACAAAACAAACAGAAAAACCUUCUUAUGAUCUUUAUGGAGUUAUAAAUCAUAGUGGUACAUUGACUUCUGGACAUUAUACUGCUUAUGCUAAAAACAGAGAUGAUUUACAUUGGUAUCAUUAUAAUGAUGCUUUUGUAUCACCUGUCUAAUAGCCAGAACAUUUAAAUGAUGCAUACUUAUUGUUUUAUUUUAAAAAUAGUGUUGAAGAAUUCAAAAGGCAAACCUUAGAAGGCAUCAACGUAAGCUAAAAAAGAAAAACUCUAAAAAAUACUAUAGCAAUUAAAUAAACAAUGCUUAAUAUGCAAUCUUAAUAAUCUAAUAGUAACAUUUCUGAUCAUAUAAAAAAAAAUAAUAAUAAUAAUAAUAACAAUUUUGCUCCUUCCGUUUCAAGUUAAGCAAAAAAAAAAAUGUUAUUUAGAAAAUAAACCAAGCAUUUUCAAAUCAUAAAAGCAUAAGACUAACCGUCAUUCUAAUAGGAUUCGUCAGUAAUAUAAGAAGAAAAUUGA
This is a messenger RNA of Paramecium sonneborni, 1545 nucleotides long. The record is from the annotation of a GenBank genome assembly. Lineage: Eukaryota; Ciliophora; Oligohymenophorea; Peniculida; Parameciidae.